AUGGACUACAGGUCCUCCUACCGUCAGUAUGACCGCUCCGCACCCGCGUCGGCUACAGACAACCACCACGCACCACCCACAGACGAAUACAACAAGCACAACCUAGACGACUCGUACGAUCGCUCCAGAAAGCGAGGCCGCUCCCCUUCUCCGCCCUACUAUCGCGACGACAGACGCGCCAGCGCCUACAACGACUACCAUCCCUCCGCAGACCCCUGGGACCGUCCACGCGACUCGCGCGACUACCGUGACCCCGAGCCCUACGCAUCGCGCUCCUCCGCCGCCGCAGCCUACGACCACUACCGCUCCGCAGAUCCCUACGACGACCGUGCAGAUCGCUCGCGCGCCGCAGAGUGGGAUCGCUACUACCGCGAGAGGGAUCACAGAGACCACGACCACCGCCCCACCUAUGACGAUCGCGAGCGCUACGAGGCCAGAUCCAGGUACGACGAUGCCCCACCCGCUACAUCCGCAGACAGGGACGACCGUCCGCGCAUCCGCGAGCGAGAACGCAACUAUCCUUCCUACGACUCACACCAUCGCAGAGACGACCACGCUCCGCACUCGGAUCUCGCGUCCAAUGCACCCGACCCCAUGCAGUCCGACACGCUGCUCCCCUUCCGCCAGUACGCACAGAUGAUCCGUGCCGCGCAUCCAUCCGCACGCGACAGAUCCAUCGACCAGCCCAACACCCAGGAGAUCUACGACGGCUACCAGUCCUACAAGGCCGCCUUCAACAAAAAGGCCAUCGCUACCUUCUUCCAGCAGCGCAAGCACGAAGCUUGGUUCUUGGAGAAGUACUCGCCCCUCGACCCCUGGCUUAGCGCACGCAUCGAGCGCAAGAAGGCCGCACGUACCGGCAAGAAGCACGCCUGGCUCAACGAGCUCCAGCAGGGCAAGCUCGACAAGCUCAACUACGACAUCAUCGGCACCGACGACGACUCGGCUUCGCGCCGCGACGAAUCCUACGACGGCGGCGACCAUCACGACUCCCGCGGUCGUGCCGAACCUACCGACGUCACGCUGCUCUCGCGACACGGCGAGCCCGAAACGCUGCAUGCAGAGCAGGCCAUCAUCCCCGCCUGCUCCCACCAGAUCCUCGUAAAGACCUAUCCCGCCGACGUGCCGCGCGAGAAGCUCGAGGAGCUGCUGCGCACCAAGCCCGGCUUCCGAUACCUCGCGCUCGGCGAGCCGCACGUCGGCAAGCGAUGGCAUCGCGUCGGCUGGGCCAUGUACGAGCCCGACAUCGACAUGGACGACACGCUCAACGCGCUCCAGGGCAAGGACGUCGACGGCUUUGCGCUCAACCUCGCUCCGUGCUCCAAGCCCACCUCGAGCAAGCUGCGCACCGUGCCCGAAUACGCAAACUCCUUCCACCGCCUCCUCACCGACCUGAGGCAGUGCAAGCAGCUCGUCGAGCGCUUCGAGUCCGAAGACCGCCAGGUGCUCUUCCGCGACUUGCUCGAGGCGGACGCCAGCGCGGCCUCAUGGCUCGACACCAACGCCUCGGACGCCAUCCUGGAGCGCAUCAAGCACACCGACCCGGAGCUGGUGGACGACGACCUCGAGCGCGGCUACGACGCCGACGAAGACGCCACCAAGCGCGAAGAGCGUCGGCGCCUCCUCAAGCGUCAGCUCGAUCUGCAUCUGGACCUGCUGCGCACCGUGUACUUUUGCGACUACUACAUCUCGCUCUGCUGCGAGUUUGAGGAGGAGCUUCUGCGACGCAGUCCGCGGCAUGCGCGCAAGCAGCCACCCACGGGCCAGCUCGUCGAGGACGCGCGCGAGGGGACCAACGACGAAUCGUGGGCACGCAGUGUGGAUCAAAAGACGUUGCUGCUGCUCGCCGAUGAGCGCACGGAUCUCACCGAGGCGGGCGGCAAGAGUGUGGAUGCGGAGCUCAUGGCUGCUGCACUGGCGUACGUCAAGGAGGAGGACAAGGAGAAGCAUCGAUGCACGGUUGAUGCCGGGGCGGGGCAGUGUGGCAAGCUGUUCAAGGCGGCCAUUUUUGUGCAGAAGCACAUCCUCAACAAGCACCGCGCGUUUAUCGAGGCGCAGGCGCAGACGACGCUCGAAGAGGUGCACUUUUUCAACAACUACGUUCGCGAUCCGUGCCGUGCUACUACGCAGCUCGGUGUUGCGCGCGGCGACGGUGCGCCGUUGGCGCAGCGUAUCGACUCGUCCAACGGCAUGUACAGCAGCGGCGGACGCAUGGGUAUGAUCCGGUUCGGCAACGCCAGUGCGGCCGAUUCGCCGCGUCGCCAGCCAGGCGCCGGAGCGCCCGCACUGGGCAUGCGACUCGGCGGAGUGGUGACCCCCGAUGUCGGCACGCCCAUCAAGGCCGAACCGCUGCCUCCGGCACCCAAGCCGCUCGAUCCACGUGCACAGCGUGCUGCGCCCAAGUCGUACCAGGACCUCGAUGGUGCUGCCGAGGGCGAUGUGGAUCUCGCCUACUAA
Moesziomyces antarcticus is the source of this 2457-nucleotide messenger RNA. RefSeq names its product arsenite-resistant protein asr2. The record is from RefSeq and is a predicted model, not a curated record. The transcript has a single exon. Bases 1 to 2457 code for a protein of 818 amino acids. Lineage: Eukaryota; Fungi; Basidiomycota; Ustilaginomycetes; Ustilaginales; Ustilaginaceae. Gene Ontology annotation, cellular component: nuclear body. Gene Ontology annotation, biological process: mRNA processing; primary miRNA processing.